CUCACACAACCAACAAACCAAACUCCAUCGUUUGACUACUUGUAGCUGACAAGAGUAGAAGGAGGAAAAAUUACUACUUUUUCAUCAGCAGUAUUAAUUAUUAAAUUUCCCUCUACUGAGCUCCCCCCAUUCAUUUCCUUUGUCUACAAAUAAUUUCCCCAUCUUUAAUUCAUUGGGUGGUCAUGAUGGAAAUGGAAUCAUGUAAAAGAUCAAGUGGAGUGCAGAUUCCAGUAUUUGGAGAGUGGGAUAAGGCAAACGAACUGCCAAUCACCCAGUAUUUCGAGUCUGCUAGACAAGCUGGAUUGAUCCGCCAUUCUUCUUCACAACAACUAAAUCCUCAUCUCUAUUUCCACAAAGCUCACUUUUAUGCUAUCCCUAAUAAUCCUCCCAACACAAAGACAAAGGGAGCAGCAAUAAAUAAGAAGAGGUGUCCUGGAAAAGUAGAGAAAGGAAGGAAGGAAAGUGGGCCUCAAAGAGAGACAGCCCAGCUGCCCACUAACUCUAAACCUGUGGAUGAAGAUCUCUACAAAAUUCCUCCUCAUCUCCUUCCUGGAUAUAAGCGAAAGAGAAUGUUUGGAUUCUUCUCAAGAUGCCUUGCUCCCCCUUGCAAGGCAUAGGCACAAUUUGCCCAAGGCUAUUAUUGACAUGGAAGAUUUUGACAAAAAGAGAAACAGCAACAGCAUCUCAACUCCAAUAUUGGGUAAAAGGCUAUCCUGGUACGCUGGAAAAAAGGAGAGAUUGAGAAAUGGCUACGAUAGAGUUUCUCUUAUUCAUAUUAACAACUAAUCUAGGAGGAAUGUUUUUUCUGCUCUGCACCAAUCUCUGUAUUCAUGCUCUUUUUACUUUU
Molecule: messenger RNA, 847 nt
Organism: Solanum dulcamara
Lineage: Eukaryota; Viridiplantae; Streptophyta; Magnoliopsida; Solanales; Solanaceae
Exons: 4
Coding region: 183-617 (144 amino acids)
Source: RefSeq, a predicted model, not a curated record